GCAUGUAAGAAGCAAAGUGAAUCAGCAAAACUUAAAAAAACAAAAAACAAAUUUAAGGACUCCUGAUAUUUUAAGAUUAACUACUAUAGAACAAGCUGUAGAGUUCUCUUAUUGGCAGGCCAAAGUCAAUUGGAAGCUUACUCUGGACAUCAAGGAAUUAUUAGCUGAUUGAUCUUGUGUUUGCAAUCCUCCCCAGCUUUGCAUUCUAAGCCCUCUAUUGCAUUCAUAGUAAGGAAGAACGUCAAUGGAUCCAGUGGUAGUCACUGCUCUUACCUUACUGCUCUGUAUCUCAUGUCUGCUUCUCAUUUUAUCAUGGAAAAGGGGCUUUGGAAGAGGAAAGCUUCCACCUGGUCCUUUUGCUCUUCCCAUCAUUGGGAAUAUACUGCAGGUGAACCUUAAAGAUAUUCCUGAAUCUCUUUGCAUGCUAGCAAAAGAAUAUGGUCCAGUGUUCACUCUGCAAUUGGGUACUGAGAGUGUUGUCGUGUUACAUGGAUACAAGGCAGUGAAAGAAGCUCUGAUUGAUCAUGGGGACAAGUUUGCUGACAGAGGACAUAUGCCAAUUUUUGAAUUCAUAAAUAAUGGAUUAGGACUUGGUGUAAGCAACGGAGAGAGAUGGAAGCAAAUACGGCGCUUCUCCCUCAUGACCCUGAGGAAUUUUGGGAUGGGGAAGAGGAGCAUUGAGGAGCGAGUCCAAGAAGAGACAAAGUACCUUGUGGAGGAGUUAAAAAAAACAAAAGGAUUACCAUGUGACCCCACAACCAUCCUUGGAUGUGCUCCUUGCAAUGUAAUCUGCUCUAUCAUUUUCCAGAAACAUUAUGAAUAUAAAGACCAGAAAUUUCUAUAUUUAAUGAAGCUUUUAGAAGAAAACAUCAGGAUCCUAAGUUCCCCGUGGAUUCAGGUCUACAAUUGUUUUCCAUCUCUAGUACAUUAUCUCCCUGGAUCUCAUCGUGAAGUAAUUAAAAUUGUCCAGUUAAUACAUAAAUUUAUUUUGGAAGAAGUGAAGGAACACCAAAAGACACUGGACCCCAGUAAUCCUCGGGACUUCAUUGACUGUUUCCUUAUUAAAAUGGAGCAGGAAAAGCAACAACCACAGUCUGAAUUUACCAUUGAAAACUUGGUCUGUACUGCAACUGAUCUAUUUAGUGCAGGAACAGAGACAACAAGCACCACCCUGAGAUAUGGACUCCUGCUUCUCCUGAAACACCCCGAGAUAACAGAAAAAAUUCAUGAAGAAAUUGAUUGUGUGAUUGGCCGAAAUCGAAGUCCCUGCAUGGAGGACAGAAACAAGAUGCCUUACACCAAUGCUGUGAUACAUGAGAUACAACGAUACAUUGAUCUCAUCCCCACCAGCCUGCCCCAUGCAGUAACAGAAGAUAUUCAAUUUAGACAGUAUCUGAUCCCCAAGGGUACCACCAUAAUACCAUUAUUGUCUUCUGUUCUGUAUGACAAUGAAGAGUUCCCCAAACCAGACCAGUUUGACCCAUGUCACUUCCUGGAUGAAAGUGGCAAGUUUAAGAAGAGCGACUAUUUCAUGCCUUUUUCAGCAGGAAAACGGAUAUGUGUUGGUGAGAGCCUGGCUCGGAUGGAAUUAUUUCUGAUUUUUACUACCAUCUUACAGAAUUUUACCUUGAAAUCUCUCGUUGACCCAAAAGAUAUCAACACCACCCCAGUUGCCAGUGGAUUUGGCAAACUACCCCCCUCCUAUGAACUCUGCUUUCUACCUUUCUAAAACAUGUGAAGGACCACCCUUGAUUGCAACUCUGGAGUCUCUUCUUGUACUAUGAAGCUGUCCCAAUUCCGUUGCCUAACAAUGAAAACCCCCUAUGAUUUCAGCCCAAUAUACCCCUGUCACUUAAUCUACUGUCCCCUUUGGCGUUUGCCAAAAUAAUGACUUAAUUUUCCCCAACAUUCCCCAGAAAUUCCCUUUUCCUGGAAUAUUUCUCCUCUUCUUCAGCUCCACUGGUUGAAAUUCUACCUCCCCUUCAAAUCACAAUUCAGAUCUGUAUCCCUGUAACCUUUUGUACUUAUAAUCUGUACUACACAAUUGAAGACUCAAUUCUAUACCCA
Messenger RNA from Dromiciops gliroides (monito del monte), 2067 nucleotides. RefSeq names its product cytochrome P450 2C19-like. The transcript has 9 exons. Gene Ontology annotation, biological process: xenobiotic metabolic process. The record is from RefSeq and is a predicted model, not a curated record. The coding region runs from base 245 to 1729 and encodes 494 amino acids. Lineage: Eukaryota; Metazoa; Chordata; Mammalia; Microbiotheria; Microbiotheriidae. Gene Ontology annotation, molecular function: heme binding; iron ion binding; oxidoreductase activity, acting on paired donors, with incorporation or reduction of molecular oxygen, reduced flavin or flavoprotein as one donor, and incorporation of one atom of oxygen. Gene Ontology annotation, cellular component: intracellular membrane-bounded organelle; cytoplasm.